GAGAGAGAGAGAGAGAGAGAGAGAGGACGCAAACAGUGCUCUCUGCGGAUGCUCGAAUGUGCGAACACGGCAUUUCUUCUUUUAAAUCCUCUCCCUGGCUCGUCUGAAGGGUGAAAAGUGAUUCAGAUGGGGAAUGGUUCGAUGAAAUCAAAGCGUUACAAACACGCGGACGGCUCUACUUCUUCGUCCAACAGCCGAUGCUACAAAGAUCAUGGGUUCAAAUACUCGUCAAUGGACAACCUGAGGGCCCGAGUGGACGAGCUGGAGCGAGAGGGCAAGAGGAAGGAUGAGGAGCUUUGUUCCAGAGAGCAGCAGAUCAAACAUCUCAAUGAGCAGCUGGCCAAAGAGAGCCGAGCUCUGGCUGAUCUGGGCGAGGAGCUGCAGAACAAGAGCAUCCAGCUCAACAAGCUGCAGGACGUGAUGAAGAACCAGAGCGGGGCCCCGGCACCUCUGCCAUCAAGGGCCCCCUCCAUCAAAGCCUUCCACAAGAGCCCCAACCUCAGUGUUCGCAUCAAGGAGUCCCUCAAUAGGAGGAAAGGGGCCAAAGCAGGGGUGUCGGCCGAACCCACAUCAAGGACCUACGACUCCAGCAGCCUGCCAAAGUUCUCCUUCGACAAGGCCCGGGUAUCAAAGGAUGCGAGUGUAAAGAGGGUGCUGACGGACGCCCUGAACAAGAACCAGUACCUGAAGAGGCUGGAGCUACAGCAGAUCAAAGACAUGGUGGAGUGUAUGUACGAGCGCACCUACCAGCAGGGAGAGUACGUCAUCAAGCAGGGAGAGCCUGGGAACCAUCUGUUUGUUCUGGCAGAUGGGAAGCUGGAUGUGUUUCAGCACAACAAGCUGCUCACAUCGAUAGCGGUGUGGACCACUUUUGGAGAACUAGCCAUUCUGUACAACAGCACACGAACAGCAUCAGUGCGAGCGGUGAACAAAGUGAAGGUGUGGGUUCUGGACCGGGAGGUGUUUCAGAACAUCAUGAGGAGAACGGCUGAGACGCGACAUGAACAGUACCGCAACUUCCUCCGAAGUGUUUCACUCUUGACUAAUCUACCAGAAGACAAGCUAAGCAAAAUAGUGGACUGCCUCGAGGUGGAAUACUAUGACAAGGGAGAGCACGUCAUCCGGGAGGGAGAGGAGGGAAGCACCUUCUACAUCAUCGCACAGGGAAAGGUGAAAGUGACCCAGAGCACAGAGGCCCACAAGCUCCCGCAGAUUAUCAACACGCUGCAGAAGGGAGACUACUUUGGAGAGAAAGCACUUAUAAGUGAUGAUGUCAGAUCAGCUAAUAUUAUCGCAGAUGAGGACGGUGUGGAGUGCCUCGUUAUUGAUAGAGAGACAUUUGAUCAGACAGUGGGCACCUUCAAUGAGCUGCAGAAGUACCUCCAAGGCUACGUGGCAACACUUGAUCGUGACGACAAGAAGAGACAUGCCAGAAGGUCAUUGUCGCGCCACCAGAGCCAUCCGCUGUCGCCAGACGUCAUCCAGCUGAAGGAAAUGGUUUCCACGUUUCCUACAUCCACGCCCUUCGACCAGCUGGAGGUCGUGGCUACUCUCGGGGUCGGUGGCUUUGGACGAGUAGAACUGGUGAAGUUGCAGGGCAAGGACGUCACCUUCGCUCUUAAAGUCAUCAAGAAGAAGCACGUGGUGGACAACAGGCAGCAGGAGCACAUCCACUCGGAGAGGAAGAUCCUCGCCGAGGCUCGCUCGCCCUUCGUCGUCAAACUUUACCGCACAUUUAAGGAUGACAAGUAUGUGUACAUGCUGCUGGAGGCCUGUCUGGGUGGAGAAAUUUGGAGUCUGCUCAGAGACAGAGGGAGCUUUGAUGAGACCACUGCUAAAUUCUGCGUUGGUUGCGUCACAGAAGCUUUCGAUUACCUCCAUCGCAAAGGUGUUCUCUACAGAGACCUGAAGCCUGAGAAUCUCAUGCUGGAUACUGAGGGAUACAUCAAACUGGUUGACUUUGGUUUUGCAAAGAAGAUAAGAUGUGGCCAAAAGACGUGGACCUUCUGCGGGACACCGGAAUACGUGGCCCCUGAGAUCAUCCUCAACAAGGGCCACAACUUCAGUGUGGACUUUUGGUCUCUGGGCAUCCUGGUGUUUGAGCUCCUCACUGGCAGUCCUCCGUUCUCAGGGAGUGACCAGAUGAUGACAUACACUUUCAUCCUGAAAGGCAUUGAGAAGAUGGACUUCCCCAAAAAGAUCACCAAGAGACCCGAUGACCUCAUACGCAAGCUGUGCAGACGGAAUCCUUCAGAGCGACUGGGCAACCUAAAAAAUGGAAUAACUGAUAUCAAGAAGCACAGGUGGUUUAAUGGCUUCAACUGGGAGGGACUAAAAGUGAGGACUUUACCAUCUCCACUGAAAAGAGAACUGUCAGGACCGACAGAUCACAGCUAUUUUGACAUCUACCCUCCAGAUGAGGACAGUCCUCCUGAUGAACUGUCUGGUUGGGACAUCGACUUCUGAGACCUUCUGCCAUAACGUUCCAUCAUUUUCUUCCUUUGCUUCCUAUAUAAAGAAACUGAAUUGGAAAAGGUGAUCUCACAUCACCCGAGACAGCCGUGGUGGAAGUCCUCAGACUGGUUACUUUACCGUCUCAACACAAAUGAAGAGUCACAGGAGAAUUCCUGUUUAAAUUGGACUGUGUUGUUGUGAUACCAUCACUUUCCUUUUGGUUGUUAAAUCUGUAUGACAAUGCAGUGCCAGAAGCUGUAGAAGUGGCACGCUAGCAUAGCAAGCUAACAUCUGUCAAACUGAAUGUUACUGAGGGUUCUUCAAAAUCUGAUGCUGAGAAAUGAUGCUCCUGUGAGUUGUAGAUAAACACUCACCUAAAUCAAACACAGCUGGCAGUAUUUGUGGGUUGGAAACCAGUGAGGUAUCAAGUCCUUGUUGCUGAAUAAACAACCCUUUUCUGAAUGGUUUGGGCACUAAGCAUAGGUAGAAAAGAAAAGUUUGCCUUACCUUACAGGUCAGAAAUCAGCUCUGCAUUGUAACCAGUUCCAAAAACCACACAACCUAGAAUUCAUGAAACAUGUUGCUUUGUCACCAUGCAAUUUUGAUUCCCAAAGAUAAUUCUUCAAUGGCAAAGUUUGUCCAUAAUGUGGUUUAGUCUACAGUGGGAUGACCAGGUGUCAGAACUGAUUGACAGUGACCCUGCUAAAACUUGCCUCUAUUCAAUAGCUGUUAGAAUGCAAAAGAGGGAAAUCACCAUUGGCUGUGUCAGAUGUCAAUCAAUCAACAAAUAUGUAUUUACGAGUGUAGCCGGCUACCAGAGAGUUUUUUGUGACAUUUCAGUUUUUUUCCAUCGCACAUUGAGGUGAUUUUGAUUUGAAGCGACACUCGAUGCGAGACUCAAGAGAAAAUGCCCAUCUAUAUAUACAUUCCUCCUUUAACCAAAAUAGGAUAAUCAAACAGAUAAGGUAACGGCAGCUGAAAUAACCACAAAGUUUACCAGACUGUGCGGCAAUGGCAGCAAUGGCAAUCCAACCCAGUCUCAUGGCAUUUCGUGUUCACCAGCACGAUUUUUAAUCUAUUGAUUCGUGUUCACAACACGAUUUACCCCUUUUUCUCGUGUUGCACAGCACGAUUUUAAAAGCAAUGUAUUUCUACUGGUAAUGACGCUCAUGGAAGCACGGCAUUC
Messenger RNA from Gymnodraco acuticeps, 3640 nucleotides. RefSeq names its product protein kinase cGMP-dependent 2 (gene prkg2). The transcript has 19 exons. NCBI's taxonomy places the organism in Eukaryota, Metazoa, Chordata, Actinopteri, Perciformes, Bathydraconidae. Gene Ontology annotation, biological process: protein phosphorylation. The record is from RefSeq and is a predicted model, not a curated record. Gene Ontology annotation, molecular function: cGMP-dependent protein kinase activity; ATP binding. Bases 127 to 2466 code for a protein of 779 amino acids.